This is a messenger RNA of Periophthalmus magnuspinnatus, 679 nucleotides long. Its product is annotated as zymogen granule membrane protein 16-like. The transcript is spliced from 4 exons. NCBI's taxonomy places the organism in Eukaryota, Metazoa, Chordata, Actinopteri, Gobiiformes, Gobiidae. Bases 62 to 580 code for a protein of 172 amino acids. The record is from RefSeq and is a predicted model, not a curated record.
CAGUGGAGCAGUGUAGUGUGCAGCAUCAUAGUUAACACAGCACCAAGGCAACAGAAGAAGGAUGCAUUACUUUGUCCUUGUCACUCUGCUCGCAGCCUCUGCUCUGCUGGCCUCAGCUGAAGAGUCUGAUUCAGACGAGCAGAAUUACUCCUUCAGUGAUCUUGUAGGGUCGAGAAGUGGCACCUCCUUCAGGAUUACUGGAGAAGAGCGCCUCACAGCAGUCCGGACCUGGGACAAUGGGGCCUCUAUUUACGCAAUACAGGUCAGAUACGGCUACAUCUGGAGUGAGAGGGUCGGGAGUGCGCUUGGACAAAUGCAAGAGAUUCUUUUGGAAGAUGAUGAAGCUGUUAUCCAGGUCUCAGGGAAGUAUGGCCUCAACAUACAGUGGCUGGUGUUUGUGACCAACAAAGGGCGCUCCUUGUACUCUGGGCAGCCCACAGGUACCAGCUUUAACAUGUACCCGGAGCAUCAAGGGGCGGAGCUACGUUUCAUUAGUGGGACCUCGCUCCGUGGAGCAUUGACCGGGUUUGCCACUCACUGGGCUGUGUACCCCCAGGAGUCAAAGAGUGAAGAGCACUGAUGCACUGAUGAUCUGAAUAAGACUUCUACUUAAUAAUAAUGUGAUUUUUCUUCCUGUACUUUAAAUACAAAAACUAAUAAACGAAUCAGUGUCAUUAAA